AGUUGAGUAACACAGGUCGCCUUCCUGAAACUGGCGUUCCUGUGUUAGAAAAUAAAUGUGCAGUGAUGGACUUUGUCAUGAAUCCAUUUGAUGAAGAAACAAUAGCUGUUGGUAUGUUUAAUCACACAUGUGCAUAUGUUAUCUACAGUUGCUAGGGUGAACACCAAACGUGAUUGGCUGAGUGACUUUGUGUGAAAAGUUGUUACCCCCUCGAUCGGCUCAGGAGGGGCUCGCUGUCCCAGAAAUACUCGUAAAUAUAGUUCUAUAUAUUUAUAAUUAUGAUUUUAAGGUAAGAGUUUAUUUCCACGCCCCUUGCCAUUUUACAGUGUAAAAGCCGUUUACACCACCGACACAAGUUAUUUGAUAAAAUAAUCUAAACCAAGAAAAUUCAUGAAGGCACGCCGGGAAAUACACAAAUAUCUUAGGAGGCCACGCCGCUCCUAGGUUGCAGUAAAGCCGGUUUUCCACCAGGCGGAAUUUUGCGCGCGGAAAACCUUUAGUUGCGCAAGUGUUCUGUUGCUUUGCUAAUGUAGAUGUGUUUUUUUUUUGUAUUUAAGCUUGCGAAAAUGGUAGCAUCAAAUUAUGGAAAACGGGUGCGGACGGAUUAAAAGAAACCACAGAUGAACCAAAUGCGGUCCUCAAAGGUAACGUUUGAAUAUAAACUUGCAGUUUCGCUGAACAACCCAAACUAGCGUUUCGAGUGAAGGCCGUUUGUCAGGAGGUUAAAGACUUAGAGUAUAGUAGGACCUUGGAAAGCUAUUGAAGGAUCAAAGCUACGGCUGUAGAAGGACCUUCUCCAUGUUCUUUAUUUGUCCACUCCUCCAUCUUUAAAUGUGACAAUUCCGACUCCUCGUAGAUACAUUUCUAUUUUGUAUUCUUAUUAAUCACUAUUGAAUUCUUGAUAUUUGCAAUAAAUCACACAACAAGACAAAUUGCUUCAAAUGUGUAACAUUGAAUUACUCAUUUAGUAUAAAUUUCUUGAUCUCAGUUAAAACGUCCCUGAUUCUUUAAUACAUAACCUUACUGCAGCAAAAAUGGCAGCAUUUGAUACACCGUUCAGUAAGGCAUCCACAUGUUCAGAUAAACUAAGCGACAGCCAGUCGUUUCCAGCAUUCUGCACAACGGAGGAGUAUGAAGCGCGCAGAACAACGAAAUAUUUUUCUGCUUCACUCUUAAUCGGUUUUCCUUCUUUCUCGACUUCUCUCUUACAAGCUGUCCCUAUCCAUUCGCUGUUAGAGUUUGCCAUAUCACAUGCUACCCUACAGUAGCUUGGUUUCGUUUCUCCGCAUACAUCUUUCAAGUUCUUUAAAACCUUUCUUCCAUUUUCUUUUGUCAUGUGCAAUCGUCCAUCACUAUUUUGUGUUCCAUGUAUAUAUGGUUUUCUCAUAAACCGUAAAACAUUAUUGUCAAUAUUAUUAUUACAGUGUUUUUGUCUUUUCGACUCUAUUUCAUUGCAGAACGAACAAAGAAUUCUCUCUUUUGCAGGGCACAGAGAUCGACCAACCAUCGUACGAUAUCAUCCUACAGCCAACAAUAUUCUUACUUCUGCUAGUUAUGAUCUAUGUGUAAAUAUCUGGGAUGUGAAUAAAGAGACGACUGCGCUUUCUCUAGGCGGACAUCUUGAACCGGUAAGUUAAUAAGCGUUUGAUUACCGAGAAAUAUAGCAUUCUCAAGGUGUGAUAU
Messenger RNA from Paramuricea clavata, 1683 nucleotides. The record is from the annotation of a GenBank genome assembly. Lineage: Eukaryota; Metazoa; Cnidaria; Anthozoa; Malacalcyonacea; Plexauridae.